GCAACAUCAGCACAGCCCAUUUGGCCAGCUGCUGCUCAGACUGGGCUACCACAGGUCUGCAGUGUGCAGUCUGAAGUCUGAAUGGAGAGUCUCAGCAGCAGCUCCCGCAUUUGCAUUUGAUGCAGACUUCAGUCAAGCGACCACAACACCCGCGGAGGCUUCUGAACUUCACAAAACUUUGCCGUCAGCAGAUUUAAAUUCCCAGAGACGAGGUAGUGUUGGCAAUACAGCUUUCAUUUUUGAUACACGAGUUGCAGAUGUAGUUUAGAUGAGCUUUCAGUUCGUAUUUGUUCCAGAAGCGCAGUGUAGAGCGAGUCCAGACGGACUACUUUUUCUGGCGGAGUAGCAGUAAGUCCAGGGCGCAACAGACUACCGGUGCACAGUCGGCUGUUUAGCUCGAUACAGGGCGAAGGAGUGUGCUGCAGCCGGGGAGUUUUAACUUAGAGAUGCUCUACAGCUUCGCUUCAUAAAGUAAAACUGCUUUUCUUUUUUUUUUUUUUUUUUWYUUUUUUUUUYUUGCUAAACAACGCAUUAAACCUUCGCCGUUUGGAGCGUUGUAGGGCCAGGUGGUUUUGGUCCAAACCGGCGGACUUCCCGACACUGGAGUGACUUGACUGAACUCUGAAAGAUGUCAAUUUUGCCUUUCACUCCCCCCAUCGUCAAAAGACUUCUGGGCUGGAAGAAGGGAGAGCAGAACGGCCAGGAGGAGAAAUGGUGCGAGAAAGCGGUUAAAAGUCUUGUGAAGAAGCUGAAGAAGACGGGGCAGCUGGACGAGUUGGAGAAAGCCAUCACCACGCAGAAUAUCAACACGAAAUGCAUCACCAUACCGAGGUCUCUGGAUGGCCGCCUGCAGGUGUCCCACAGGAAGGGUCUGCCUCACGUCAUCUACUGCCGGCUGUGGCGCUGGCCCGACCUGCAGUCUCACCACGAGCUGCGAGCCGUGGAGCUGUGCGAAUACGCCUUCCACACGAAGAAGGACGAGGUGUGCGUCAACCCAUACCACUACCAGAGAGUAGAGACGCCAGUCCUCCCGCCGGUGCUGGUGCCCAGACACACAGAAAUCCCCAGCGAGUUCCCGCCACUGGACGACUACAGUCAUUCAAUCCCUGAAAACACCAAUUUCCCUGCUGGCAUUGAGCCCCAGAGCAACUACAUACCAGAAACGCCGCCGCCGGGCUACCUCAGUGAAGAUGGAGAGACCAGCGAUCACCAGAUGACACACAGCAUGGACACGAGCUCCCCAAACCUGUCACCUAACCCUGUUUCACCCACACACAGUAACCUCGACCUCCACCCUGUGACGUACUGUGAGCCGGCCUUCUGGUGCUCCAUCUCGUACUACGAGCUGAACCAGCGGGUAGGAGAGACCUUCCACGCCUCGCAGCCCUCGCUGACGGUGGACGGAUUCACAGACCCCUCCAACUCCGAGCGUUUCUGCCUGGGACUGCUGUCCAACGUCAACCGCAAUGCAGCAGUGGAGCUGACACGCCGACACAUAGGUCGCGGCGUGCGGCUGUACUACAUCGGAGGAGAGGUGUUUGCAGAGUGUCUCAGUGACAGCGCUAUCUUCGUCCAGAGCCCCAACUGUAAUCAGCGUUACGGUUGGCACCCCGCCACGGUCUGCAAGAUCCCCCCUGGAUGCAACUUGAAGAUCUUCAACAACCAGGAGUUUGCUGCCCUGCUGGCUCAGUCGGUCAACCAGGGAUUCGAGGCCGUCUACCAGCUCACCAGGAUGUGCACCAUCCGCAUGAGCUUCGUCAAAGGCUGGGGAGCCGAAUACAGGCGGCAGACAGUGACCAGCACCCCCUGCUGGAUUGAGCUGCACCUGAACGGCCCGCUGCAGUGGCUCGACAAGGUGCUCACUCAAAUGGGUUCCCCGAACAUUCGAUGCUCCAGCGUCUCUUAGGGACGUCCUUCGUCCACUCAUUUCUCACACGCCACGUCCGCAACCCCCCACCCCCUUAGUCCCGACGUUGCAUUCAGUCCCUCCCUUCAUUCAGACACUCCUUGCUCCUCCCCCCACCUCCGCACCUGCUGUCAGAAGCACUUUUUUUGAAACACUUUUGUGUUUGUGGCAAAAAGGGGACGAAGUGCAUUAAAGUCGUUAAUAGGAUCUCAACACAUUGUCCGAGUUAAUUUGAUGGUAGUUUUCAUCCGCAAGCCAGAAACUUUACUUUUUUUUUUUUGUUCUUUCUUGCUUGAUUGAAAUUUGCUGUUCAUAUUUU
This is a messenger RNA of Poecilia reticulata (guppy), 2225 nucleotides long. RefSeq names its product SMAD family member 3a (gene smad3a). Gene Ontology annotation, biological process: activin receptor signaling pathway; positive regulation of transcription by RNA polymerase II; anatomical structure morphogenesis. Lineage: Eukaryota; Metazoa; Chordata; Actinopteri; Cyprinodontiformes; Poeciliidae. Gene Ontology annotation, cellular component: heteromeric SMAD protein complex. Gene Ontology annotation, molecular function: I-SMAD binding; DNA-binding transcription factor activity, RNA polymerase II-specific; RNA polymerase II cis-regulatory region sequence-specific DNA binding. The record is from RefSeq and is a predicted model, not a curated record.